Penicillium bovifimosum is the source of this 1110-nucleotide messenger RNA. Its product is annotated as SUR7/PalI family protein. Bases 1 to 1110 code for a protein of 369 amino acids. The transcript is spliced from 2 exons. Lineage: Eukaryota; Fungi; Ascomycota; Eurotiomycetes; Eurotiales; Aspergillaceae. The record is from RefSeq and is a predicted model, not a curated record. Gene Ontology annotation, biological process: fungal-type cell wall organization. Gene Ontology annotation, cellular component: cell cortex of cell tip; plasma membrane.
AUGGAUGGGACGGACGGCACUGGCAAGCGAAAGCUCCCCCUUUUCAGUUCCAACAUUCCAAUUGACCGCCGUCGCCAAUCCACCGUCCGCUGGCAUCGUCUAUUCCGUUCACUACUGUACCUGAUCGCAUGGAUCUUUCUGCUACUGGUAGUCAUUGGCAAUAUAGCAGACAAGCCAGUCCUACGCAGUACAUAUUUUCUUUACCUUGAUCUCUCCAGUAUCAUCCCAGUCUCGGUCCCCAAUGCCGUCCUCAUCAACUCCAUCGCCCAGACCAUCGGGCUACACGACUUCUACACGGUCGGCCUAUGGAACUUCUGCGAAGGAUACAAUACACAGGGCAUUACCUUCUGCUCCAAGCCGAAGACUCUUUAUGCCUUCAACCCAGUCGAGAUCAUCCUGAACGAGCUGUUGGCUGGUGCUACGAUCGCCCUCCCCUCUGAUAUCGAAAGCCCAUUAAAACUAGCCCGUCUCGCCUCCCACUGGAUGUUCGGACUCCUCCUCAGCGCCGCAGUCCUCAACUUCGUCAUGAUCUUCGUCGCCCCGCUCGCGGUCUCUGCACGACACCCACGCUACAUCAAAGCCUGGGCAGCAGGCUACAACGACCAACAACCGGCCAGCAAUCCACCGCACCGCCGAUGCACCUUCGUCUGGCUGCGUGCCCUACCCAUGCUGAUCCUGACCUUCUUCACCGCAUUAAUUACCAUUGUUGGCUCCGCCGUCGCGACAGUCAUGUUCGUCAUCUUCGCCGACGUCUUCGCCAAUGCCGACCCGAGCAUCAACAUUAAAGCGCACGUCGGCACCCAGAUGCUCGUCUUUAUGUGGAUUGCCUGCGCGUUCAGUUUGUUGGCUUUCAUUAUCCAGUUCGGCUCGUGCUGUGCCGCCUGCUGUCGCGGACGUAGUGCGCGUAAGCAGCUCAAGUCGCAGGGUGUCAAUUGGCGCGAGAAGGGUUCGGCGCAUACCAGUGCGACUGAUAUUCCGAAGGAGCAGCGUGAUGUUUCGGAGCGCCGUGUUAGCUCUGGUGAAUCUGGACAGGCACAGCCGAAUGGGAACUUCUCGUCUAAUCCGCAUUACUCCUACUCUUCGACUGAACCCCAUGCCAUUUUGGGUUGA